AUGUUAUUUUUGCGUAUAAUUCUAUUUUUUGCCUUUAUUGGCAUAAUAUCUAUAACUGCCGAUCUCGAGUUUAAUAAUGUUAUCUGUUUCACUUAUGAUAAACAGUUUAUGGAAUACGAAUAUUGUUACUUAAAGGCAGUAAAUCGCUCCUACAAAUACUUUUCGUUAAAAGCUGUUCUCCAUAAAUUGCCUAUUUAUACUGCCAAGGUGGUAUUUAAGAUUGCAAAACGCGACACCCGGAACAUAUUCGAGCAUUUCAAUGGCAGUAUAAAUGCCUGUAAAUUUUUGAAAGAUCAGAAAAAUCCAUUGGCCAGUCUUAUAUUCAGUACAUUUGCACCAUAUUCAAAUCUGAAUCACACAUGUCCCUUUACUCACGACAUAAUACUGGACAAGUUGCCAAUACAAUAUGUGAACAGUGUAGUAAAGAAUUUUUUUCCCUUUGGACGAUAUUUGUUGAAUCUAACAUUUUAUAACGAGAAUAUUCCACGGAGUGAUAUCAUCGUCUACUUUACAAACACAUAA
This is a messenger RNA of Drosophila arizonae, 522 nucleotides long. RefSeq lists its product as uncharacterized. NCBI's taxonomy places the organism in Eukaryota, Metazoa, Arthropoda, Insecta, Diptera, Drosophilidae. The record is from RefSeq and is a predicted model, not a curated record.